AUGGUGAGCAACACCACAUGUAUUCCUAGAAAACCGUGCAGCAUUUACCCAAGUAACCCAGUUACUCAGUCUGUCGGAAAUGGUGAGCUCGCGAUAGAUCUAGUGACAGUUAAAUCUAACCCUGACAGCAACGGGGUGCCGGUUGUUUCACCUCACCGGUAUGCAUUUGGGUGUGCAACUACAAGUAAUUUCUUAAGUGGACUUUUUGAAGGUGCUGAAGGAGUUGCUGGUCUUGGGCGUUCAUCUUAUCUUUCUCUAGUUACACAGUUUGCAAUUAAUUAUCGAUUGCCUCGCAUAUUUGCUCUUGAAUUAUCAGGAGGGUUUAGCAAUAACGUUUACUUUGGGGGUGGUCCUUACAUUCAUCCUGACUUUUCUUCAGAGAGUAAUAUAAAUAGAGUUUUAGAAUACACCCCUCUUUUGAUUAACCCAAAAUCUAGCGAAGAUUACUUCGUCGAUUUAAAGUCGAUGCAGAUACAUGGUAAAACUGUACCGAUUGACACAAAGUUCCUGUCUAUCAACAAGGUAACUGGAAUUGGAGGAACAAAAAUCGACAUUCAAACUCCAUAUACUACUCUGGAGACAUCAAUCUACAACGCGGUUAUUAAGGUUUACACUGAAUGGGCUAAAAGUGAGAAUAUUACUGUAGUUGCUGCUGUUUCUCCGUUUACCUCCUGUUAUAAGUCGUCCACUCUGCCUUCUUGGCUAGAGAGUGGAUUUCCUAUAUCACCACCAAGUCUUUCUUUUGUCUUUCCUAAGAAUCAAUGGAAUGUUGCUUGGUGGGAUCUGUUUAAAGUGAAUGAUGCUGUCCAUUGUGUGGCCUUUGUUGAUGGAGGUUUAAAGCCUUUGACUUCCAUUGUUAUCGGUGCUGCUCAGAUAGGUUUCUUAGAGUUUGAUAUUUCAAGAUCAAGAUUAGGAUUCAUGCAACCAAAUUAUAUGUCCGGGUUCUAG
This is a messenger RNA of Papaver somniferum (opium poppy), 948 nucleotides long. Its product is annotated as basic 7S globulin-like. Gene Ontology annotation, biological process: proteolysis. The record is from RefSeq and is a predicted model, not a curated record. Bases 1 to 948 code for a protein of 315 amino acids. NCBI's taxonomy places the organism in Eukaryota, Viridiplantae, Streptophyta, Magnoliopsida, Ranunculales, Papaveraceae. Gene Ontology annotation, molecular function: aspartic-type endopeptidase activity. The transcript has a single exon.